AUGGAGGACGAACCAAAGCUGAGAUAUCGUCGUGUGGGUGCAAGCGUCAAGGAGAUUUUCGAAAAGGAUACAGCUUCGACUAUACGAGUAUCUGAUAAAUUUGUGGCACUCGGUACACAUUGGGGUGCAGUUCAUAUUCUUGAUUUCGAAGGCAAUGUCAUCAAGAGUUUCAAGAAACAUUCUGCCACAGUCAACGCCAUCUCUAUUGAUAGAUACGACGAGUACCUUGCAAGUGCAUCUGAUGACGGCAAAGUAUAUAUUUAUGCACUUUAUACACCCGAGAUUCAAGAGUUUAAUUAUAAAAGACCCAUCAAAUCAGUCGCUCUCGAUCCAGACUAUGCACGUAAAUCAACACGCCAAUUCGUAUCUGGAGGCAUGGCAGAACAGCUAGUGAUGAGCGAAAAGGGAUGGUUUGGGCACAAGGACAUUGUUCUUCAUGCAAAUGAAGGUCCGAUUUACGCUAUUCAGUGGCGCACUCAGUUCAUUGCCUGGGCAAAUGAUACAGGCGUCAAGGUAUAUGACACGAAUUCACAUCUACGUAUCACCUAUAUCGAUCGACCUGCAGGCAGUCCACGCGCUGAUCUGUACAAGUGCCGGUUAUGCUGGAAGGAUGACACGACGUUACUGAUCGGCUGGGCUGAUACUGUCAAGGUUGCCGUGAUUCGACCCAACGCGCACCAAGUAGCUGGACAGUCAAGUCAUUAUGUAGAGAUCGUCCAAAUGUUUCAGACGGAUUACAUGAUCAGCGGUAUUGCGCCAUUUGACGACAUGCUGAUGCUGCUGUCGUACCUUAUUGAUGAUGACAAGAGUGACGAUGAAUAUUACCAGCAGAGACGUCCGGCUUCGCGACCCGAAUUACACAUAAUCAAUGACCAGAGCGAAGAAGUCUCGACAGAUGUACUUGCCCUCCAGGGAUACGAGCAUUAUCAGGCCAACGACUACGUUUUGGAUUUCGUAUUGGAAGAUGACAUGUUUUACAUCAUGGGCCCCAAGGACUUAAUCGCCGCUCGAGCUCGAGACGAAGACGAUCACAUCGAAUGGCUAUUGGAUCAUUCUCGCUUCGGUGAGGCCCUCGAGGCAGCCAGGAACAUGACAGUGCCUAGCAAACGGUUCAGUGUGGACGAAAUUGGACAGACUUAUCUCAGCUGGCUAAUCAGUGAAAACAAGUAUCAGGAGGCAGGACAAGAGUGCAGCUCGAUCCUCGGACAUGACAAGGGAAAGUGGGAAGAUUGGGUCUUCAAGUUUGUCGAGCUGGGUGAACUCAAGGCGAUUGCUCCGUAUAUACCAGUCAAGGAUCCUCAGCUGAGCAGCACGGUCUAUGAGAUCGCACUAGCAUGGUUUCUCAAGAGUGAUCAUGCUGCUUUAAGAAUGACGAUUCAUACAUGGCCCAAGACGCUUUAUAAUAUACCAAAUGUCAUUGUCGCAGUCGAAGACGUAUCCAAGAGGGACCCCAAGGACGAGGUCCUUUUGGAGUGUCUUGCAGAUCUAUACACAUAUAACAAUCAACCCGAUAAAGCCAUCGAAUAUUAUCUAAGACUCAGAAGACCAAAUGCCUUCCAACUGAUCCAAGAAUAUAACAUGUUUGAUGCUGUUAAGGAUAAGGCUGUCUUGCUCAUGGAGUUUGAUCAAUAUUUGCUUGAAAAGGAACCGGGAACACAACCCAUCAAGAUGCCUGCGGUUCAAUUACUCGUAAAGAACACAGAUGCUAUUCCGCCUGAGAAAGUUGUCAGACAGUUGACAAAGAAUCGCCAGUUCUUGCAUACUUAUUUGGACGCCCUCUUUGAUCGUGAUCAUCACCUAGGUUAUGAAUUUCAUGAUAUUCAGGUCGAGCUUUAUGCAGAAUACGAUUAUCCUAAACUAUUAGACUUUCUCCGUGCAAGUCAUUACAUAUCUUUAGAAAAGGCAUUCAAAAUAUGUGAGGAAAGAGAUCUCGUACCCGAAAUGGUCUUUAUCUUGGGUCGCAUGGGCGAUAACAAGCGAGCAUUGAUGCUGAUUAUUAAUCGGCUUGAUGAUGCUAUUGACUUUGCAAAAGAGCAAAAAGACGAUGACCUAUGGGAAGAUUUACUUGUUUAUUCUAUGGAUAAGCCCAAAUUCAUCCGCGGUUUAUUGGAAAACGUUGGUACUGACAUUGAGCCACUGCGGCUUGUUCAACGUAUACCCGACAAGUUAGAAAUCCCUGGCCUCAAAGAUGCUCUUUUGAAGAUUCUACAAGAUUACAACCUUCAAAUGUCAUUACACGAAGGAUGUGAAAAGAUCUUGGUGAGCGAUAGCGUAUUUUUAGCAGAUAAAAUGUACAAGGCGCACAAACGUGGAAUUCGAUGCAACCAGGAUAUGCUUUGUGGUCUGUGCGACGAGCCUGCGUUUGACGAAAAUGCAGCUGAAGAUGUACCCAGCUCGGUUAUCUUCUUUUGCCGUCAUGCGUACCACGAGAAAUGCCUAUUGGCUGCCAAAGACAUGACCGCGUUCGACAUGGACAACAGUAAUCAUCCUGGCACACUCACCAGUAAGAUCAAUCGUGCCGCAUUUCUCAAAUCUACUCAAAACCUCGGCUGCCCCUUAUGCAAAGAACAGACAGCAGGCGGCAACGCGUUUGUUAAUCGCAUGAAAUCCCAACGAAAGGCAAUCGCCCGUAGCAAUAAUAGUCCCCAGAUUUCGCCGACCAGAGCAGAUAGCAUAAGAAGUUUUGGUACAGUUCGUUCGUAA
Molecule: messenger RNA, 2703 nt
Organism: Rhizopus microsporus ATCC 52813
Lineage: Eukaryota; Fungi; Mucoromycota; Mucoromycetes; Mucorales; Rhizopodaceae
Product: vacuolar protein sorting 41
Exons: 9
Coding region: 1-2703 (900 amino acids)
Biological process (GO): macroautophagy; cellular response to starvation; vesicle-mediated transport
Cellular component (GO): late endosome; HOPS complex
Molecular function (GO): protein binding
Source: RefSeq, a predicted model, not a curated record